GGCAGAAGGACGCGGAGGGACCUUCACCGGCUGCCUCCGAGCCGCACGCACCAGCCGCCCCGAUGGCGUCCCGCAAGGCCCCCGCCGGGGCGGGCAGCGGGCUGGCGGCCGCCGGCCGGGACCGGGAGCGGGAACGGGCGCACCUGGAGCUCGCCGAGCUGGGGCCGCUCCUAGAGGAGAAGGGGGACCAAGGACCCACCGGCGCGGCCAGCGCUGAGGACCCACCAUGCCCGGCAGCCCGCGAGGAGGAGGAGGAGGUGGUGCGGGUGCUGACCCUGCCCCUGCAGGCUCACCAUGCCAUGGAGAAGAUGGAAGAAUUCGUGUACAAGGUGUGGGAAGGCCGCUGGCGCGUGAUCCCAUACGACGUCCUGCCUGACUGGCUCAAGGAUAACGAUUACCUCCUGCAUGGACACCGGCCCCCCAUGCCCUCCUUCCGUGCCUGCUUCCGGAGCAUCUUCCGGAUACACACUGAGACAGGCAACAUCUGGACACACCUGCUGGGCUUUGUUCUAUUCCUCUGCCUGGGGAUCCUGACCAUGCUGCGGCCAAACAUGUACUUUAUGGCUCCUCUCCAAGAGAAGGUGGUGUUUGGGAUGUUCUUCCUGGGAGCAGUGCUGUGCCUCAGCUUCUCCUGGCUUUUCCACACUGUCUACUGUCACUCGGAGAAGGUCUCGCGGACUUUCUCGAAGUUGGAUUAUUCAGGAAUUGCACUGCUGAUCAUGGGGAGCUUUGUCCCGUGGCUCUACUACUCCUUCUACUGCUCCCCACAGCCAAGACUCAUCUACCUCUCCAUCGUCUGUGUCUUGGGUAUCUCUGCCAUCAUUGUGGCACAGUGGGACCGAUUUGCCACCCCCAAGCACAGGCAGACCAGAGCAGGCGUGUUCCUGGGGCUGGGACUGAGCGGGGUUGUGCCCACCAUGCACUUCACCAUUGCCGAGGGCUUUGUGAAGGCCACCACGGUGGGGCAGAUGGGCUGGUUCUUCCUCAUGGCUGUGAUGUACAUUACGGGCGCUGGGCUCUACGCUGCCCGCAUCCCUGAGCGCUUCUUCCCGGGCAAGUUCGACAUCUGGUUCCAGUCUCAUCAGAUCUUCCACGUGCUGGUGGUGGCUGCAGCCUUUGUCCACUUCUAUGGGGUGUCCAACCUGCAGGAAUUCCGCUAUGGCCUGGAAGGGGGGUGCACAGACGACUCUCUCCUCUGAGAGCACCUGGUUUUAGUACAAGCUUCCUAAGUGCUUUUUAAACUCUUGUCUUUGCUAAAAUCAAAGGAAGACUCAAAACUGUUUGGGGUUGUUGGUUUGUUGGAUUUUUUUUUAAAGAAACAACAACAAAAGAAAUGGAAAAAUCCUUUAGCAAAGUUGUUGACCAAAUCCUCACCCCCUUCCCCACACACUGUGCUGGGGCUGCAGGGGUGUUCCCGACUCCUCCAAACAGUGUUUCAGCUGCACCGGGAUCACCUGCUGCUCCAACAGCACAGGGAACAACUCUGCUCCCGCACAGCCAAGCACACCCCGCUCCUCACACACUAGGAGUUUUGCAUAUCCCCUACAGCAAUGCCUGGCUGGGGCAGCCCCAGGAGCAGGCACACACUCAUGUAAUUUAAAAGUUUUAAUUGUCUUUUUUGUUUUGUUCUGUUUUCCUUGACAAAGUAAUGUAAACAUAAAUGAAAGAAUAUUUAAUAUUUAAUACUAAGCUUUAAGACAAUGCGCUGCCACCGCAGUCCUCAGCUCCCUCACUGUCGGGAGUAGGGAGGAAGGACAGUGUUGUCGGGAAUGUAGAGCUGCUGUAGCUGUUUGAAAUAAAAAGGUCAGUAGUUCAGUGUCA
Messenger RNA from Hirundo rustica (Barn swallow), 1821 nucleotides. It is a transcript of the gene ADIPOR1, whose product is annotated as adiponectin receptor 1. Gene Ontology annotation, cellular component: plasma membrane. NCBI's taxonomy places the organism in Eukaryota, Metazoa, Chordata, Aves, Passeriformes, Hirundinidae. Gene Ontology annotation, biological process: adiponectin-activated signaling pathway. The transcript has 7 exons. Gene Ontology annotation, molecular function: signaling receptor activity. The record is from RefSeq and is a predicted model, not a curated record. The coding region runs from base 63 to 1199 and encodes 378 amino acids.